Molecule: messenger RNA, 1513 nt
Organism: Homalodisca vitripennis (glassy-winged sharpshooter)
Lineage: Eukaryota; Metazoa; Arthropoda; Insecta; Hemiptera; Cicadellidae
Exons: 13
Coding region: 116-1513 (465 amino acids)
Source: RefSeq, a predicted model, not a curated record
UGCUACUGCUAGUAAACAGUGAAGUCAAAUAGAAUAGUAAAAGUGGAUUUGUUAAUUGUUUCUUGUAGUUUGUUAGAAUAGAGACGUACAAAAUACAUUUUGGGGGUGCUUUAAGAUGGACUGGAAAAUUGCUAGAACUUUGAGAAACGCACCUUACCAGGAUGAAUUCAAAUACCUGUUUUUACUCCCUGAUAUUAAAAAUAUCAAGAAGAAAAAGGAAAAAAUUAUCAAAGUACACCUGCCAUCCCUGGGAGUGUUGUGUACAAACUUGAAACACUUCAUGGGCAUAGGACAAAACAUAAAACCCUAUGUGUUACGAAUCCUUCAGAGACAUCCAGGUACUGCUUUGAACGUUCAUACCAAAAUGCUUUUGGGAAUCAUCAUUGUUCAUCACUUCAAGGCCACAGAAGUAUUAGACAAGAUUGAGGAGUUAAUAUGUAGUUCAAAUAGUGAAAUAAUGGCUUUGACAACAUUGACACCACCUCCAAGUCCUCGUAGUUUUACACCUGAGGUAAUACCACCGUACUCUUCGGAUGAUGAAUCCUCUCCAUCUCCAAGGAAGCAACGUAAAUUUGAUGAUCCAUCAGCAGUGGAAGAACUACUGUUAACUCCGAGGAGACAAAGAUUACGAAGACUCCCAAGACGGCUGGAUCCAGUCAGCAUCACAAUGUCUGACGAUGAUUCAAGCAUCUGCUCUCAAGACGUACAUUACCUGAGAGAUCUCUUUACAACGAUCACAGAGUUUGAUGAUUAUCAGAGGAUUGAUGAGGAGGAUUUGUUGAAAUUCCCUGGUUCACCAAGCAAUGCACACAAUAAAGUACAGUACCAGUUGUCUUCGCCUGUCAACAAAGAUACCCCAUGCCAAUUAUUGACUGAGAACUUGCUCACGUCCGGACCUUCAGAUGUGGAGUUGAUGGGACUGUGUGAGAACGAAUUCAACAGGUGUUUUGAGAAAAGGGUGGCGAGAUCUCCAGUCCUGCUGGUGUCAGAUAUACCCCUCGUUCCUCGAUUGUCUCCCCUCACCCACACUGUGAGUGACAUAACUCAUCCUAAACCUCUUUCCUUAGCACCUCCAGUUGUGGCUGAAGAGCCAGGUCUCAUCUCCCCAACCAUUCAUUUUCCAGUACUCGCUGGAUCACAUGUUACGUUAGAUCCUCUUUUGCCAUCCUUUCCUGUCCUCUCUGACUUGCCUGAGGAGAUGUCUUUGCCACCUUCACAACAAUGGGGCAUCAGACGACCUCUGAGUGACGUACCGGUUGAACCAGAAAGUCCACAACAAAAACGCAGGAAGGUUCAAAUGUGGUCAAAGAAAGUUCGGACAGGGCGUAGAGAAAUUGGAGCAAGAGUACUGGCGGAUAAUCCAAUUGGGAUCCUUGAUUUUACAAGAAACCCUGAUUUAAUAGAGAGAGUCAGACCUCCUAUAAUAAGAUGUCCCCCAAGAAGAGACAACAGAACCAGAAGGUGGUUGACACAAGACCUAAAUAGGCACAGGCUGCAGUCUGGUUAUGGCUGA